Molecule: messenger RNA, 1049 nt
Organism: Populus euphratica (Euphrates poplar)
Lineage: Eukaryota; Viridiplantae; Streptophyta; Magnoliopsida; Malpighiales; Salicaceae
Exons: 8
Coding region: 1-765 (254 amino acids)
Source: RefSeq, a predicted model, not a curated record
AUGGCGGUCAGCGAUCCACAGAGGCAACUCCUAACACUAAUUCUCGAGUUUGCUACCGAGAAAUCACAGGGAGAGAGAAGAGUGAUUGGGCUAGAGAAGCUAAUGCAAGAGCUUGGAUGUGAAGUAGAUGUGGCAAAUGGAGAGAUGGAAGAGGUGAAGUGUAUCAAAGAAACUACUGAGCAAGAACUUAAAGGCUACGAACUUCAAUUGGCUUUAAAUGAAGCUUCUAUUCAAACCCUUGAGGCAAGAAUCUCAAUUAUUCAAGAUGAGAUAUCCUCGGUUGGAUCCCAAGUAGAGGGUCUGAAGGUUUAUUCGCCAGAUGUUGAUCUUAAUGCUAAGAUAAGGAAAUUUCAAGAGGAAAAGUGUAUCAAAUCUAAGAAAAAGAGCAGCAUUGGAACCACAGCAGAACCAGACAGAAAAGCUGUAAAGAAGGUAGUUACUGAAGUUGAGUUAAGAGCUCUUGAGGAUAUUCUUGCCCAUGUAGCUUCUCAGACAUCUAAAGAGGAACAAGAAUACAUAGCAGAGGAGAAUAUUCAGAAUCAGGUCCAGAAGGAGUAUAUUGACCUUCAGAGGAAGGUUUCUCUGAUGGAGGCAAUAGUGAAAGAAACAAAAGCAUUGCAGGACUUAACAAGGCAGGCUUCUGUGUUGGAACAGAAUUAUGCUUCCCUUGGUGAGCAGUUGCAAAAGAGAUGCCUAUGUCCCCUUUGUCAUGCAGAUAAUUUUGAGGUCCCGGGUGGUGUUCUUCAGGCAAAUGAGGCAAAUUGAUAGUAAGUACUCUACUUCUUGUUGCUGCGUCCAAUGAAUAUGAAAUAUGUAGUGAAAUUUGGAAACUGUGGUUAUUAGCAUGUGUUACUAUUUUGAAUUUUUUAUGUACACAAUCAUACUAGGAAGCUAUUGCUCUAUGUCCUAUUGAAGAAGCCUGAUGGCCUACCAAGUGGAAAAGUGUUCUCGACUGUUUUUUGCUUUUAAAAUUUCAUGCUGGUCCUUCUCAGUGUGUAAGCUGCUAUAUUUCAACUUGUCAGUCAAAAUGGCCAAACUAUUACACUUUC